This is a messenger RNA of Mus musculus (house mouse), 3143 nucleotides long. RefSeq names its product major facilitator superfamily domain containing 11 (gene Mfsd11). The transcript has 13 exons. Gene Ontology annotation, cellular component: membrane. Lineage: Eukaryota; Metazoa; Chordata; Mammalia; Rodentia; Muridae. The coding region runs from base 79 to 1428 and encodes 449 amino acids. The record is from RefSeq and is marked validated.
GGCUGUCAGGGGGUUCGACUGGAGGAGAAGAGGUGACUGUCCUGGGCCGCUGCUGGCCUCUGAGCAAGCGGAGCCAAAAUGUCCCCGGAGUCUAAAAAGCUUUUCAACAUCGUUAUUUUAGGAGUUGCCUUUAUGUUUAUGUUCACCGCCUUUCAGACUUGUGGAAAUGUGGCGCAAACUGUCAUCAGGAGCUUAAAUAGCACAGAUUUUCAUGGCAGUGGAUAUACCAGCUUGGCAAUUAUUUAUGGCGUGUUCUCUGCUUCAAAUUUGAUCACUCCGUCCGUGGUCGCCAUUGUUGGACCUCAGAUCUCUAUGUUUGUCAGUGGUUUGUUUUACAGCAUGUACAUUGCCGUUUUUAUCCAGCCUUUCCCAUGGUCCUUCUACACAGCAUCUGUCUUCAUCGGAAUUGCCGCUGCUGUCCUUUGGACAGCACAAGGAAAUUGCCUGACGAUAAAUUCUGAUGAGCACACAAUCGGGAGAAACAGCGGAAUUUUCUGGGCACUCUUACAGUCUAGCUUGUUCUUUGGGAAUCUCUACAUAUAUUUUGCAUGGCAAGGGAAGACCCAGAUCUCAGAGCAUGACCGAAGGACAGUGUUUAUUGCUCUGACAGUGAUAAGCCUCGUGGGGACCGUUCUGUUCUUUCUCAUUCGGAAACCAGAUCCUGAGAAUGUCCUUGGAGAAGAAGAGUCUUGCGAUGACCAGGACAUGGAAGCCACCGAGUCUGCCCAGAACAACGUGACAAAGGCAGUCGAUGCGUUUAAAAAGUCUCUGAGGCUGUGUGUCACCAGGGAGAUGCUGCUCCUGAGCGUCACGACUGCCUACACAGGUCUGGAGCUGACCUUCUUCUCUGGGGUGUACGGUACCUGUAUUGGGGCCGUAAACAAAUUUGGGACAGAAGAGAAAAGCCUCAUUGGACUUUCUGGAAUUUUCAUCGGCAUUGGAGAGAUUUUAGGUGGGAGCCUCUUCGGCCUGCUGAGCAAGAACAGUCGCUUUGGCAGGAACCCGGUCGUGCUGCUCGGCACCCUGGUGCACUUCGUAGCCUUCUACUUGAUCUUUCUCAACAUGCCCGGAGACGCGCCCAUUGCCCCUGUGGAAGGGACCAACAGCAUUGCAUACAUCAGGCCCAGCAAAGAAGUUGCCAUUCUCUGCAGUUUUCUGCUGGGUCUGGGAGACAGCUGCUUCAACACCCAGCUGCUUAGCAUUCUGGGUUUUCUCUACUCGGAAGACAGCGCGCCGGCCUUCGCGGUCUUUAAGUUUGUUCAGUCAAUCUGCGCAGCCGUGGCCUUUUUCUACAGCAACUACCUCCUCCUCCACUGGCAGCUCCUGGUCAUGGUGAUAUUUGGGUUUUUUGGAACCAUUUCUUUCUUCGCUGUGGAGUGGGACGCUGCUGCCAUCGUGGCCCGAGGCUCGGACUACCGAAGCAUUUGAUGAGAAAACAAGUGUCUCCAAGAAACACAGCUGGUCACAUGGCAGCUGGUUAAAUCCGACGGCCUGUCAGUCUCAUAAUCGCUAAAGCGAGAACGGAGACUGUGAAAUCGGGCGGGGUUGGUAGUAAAGUUUACAUAUCCUAGCGGCACACGCUAGCGGAGGAAGGGAAUCCCGCUCUAUCCGUUACAGCUGUUCUGAGAUGUUCGUCCACCCCCUCCCUCAGUUCCUCACAAUCAGGGCUCCUCCAUCCUCAUUCUCGAGGAACGAUCCAGCCUGGCUCGCCAUGUGUCACGAGAUCCUUGCUGGCUGUGGAGUAUGCCUCACUCUUUCGAAAUAGGAAGCAGAUGCCACUCCAUGUGUGGGUCUGGGAAUGACUUUCUGAAACACAGCAAGGAUGCUGAGACACGUUGUUUUGAGACAGGAUCUCACUGCGUAGCCCAGGCUGGUCUUGGACUUGCAGCCCUCCCCUGCCUCCAGUGUUGGGGUUAUUGCCCAACACUGGAUUUAAAACGCUCCAAUCCUAAGAGUUAGGGUCUUGAUAUGCAGCCUUGGCUGGCCUGGACUUUGUAUACCAGGCAAUGCUCCUGCCUUUGUCUCCAGAAUGCCUGGGUGGUGAGAAUAUGCUACCACACACCGCUGAGACUUCAACUUCUCCUAAAAUGCUUUGUUGAACAAGUCUUACCUUGUCACUCCCAGCAAGGGGCUGGUUAUGUGUAAUGAGGUAAAGACUGUGUCAUUUGUCAACUAAUAAAAGCAUAUUUAGAGAAGGAAAGAGUAUUUACUGGGAGGGGGAGGACUCAUGCUGUGGUUGUCCUGACCGUUACAAUAAAGAAAACUCCGGCCAUCCUCUGUGGGAAAGUGCGUAAGCACUGCAGACUGUCUCCCACAAGGACUGACACUCUUACGAUUGAGAUAUUAAAUUAAUUAAGCAUCUAGAUCAGGUCUAACAUGUAUGUACUGCAGCUUGGCCUCCAACUUGUGCUCUUCCAAGCCACAAACAACCUCUGGCUAAAAUUCACCAACUUAGUGUGUAUGUGUGGUGUGUGUGCAUAAGGUUGUAUAACUGCCACCAUAUCUAAUGACAAUAUUUUAUUUUUAAAUUCUUUUUUAUUUUAUUUAUUAGUGUAUGUGUUUGCCUGUGGCUUGUCUGUAUAUACAUUCUGCCUACAGAACUCAGAGAAGUCAGAUGGAGAUUGGAUCCCUGCGAACUGCAUUUACAGGCAGUUAAAGACCACUGAUAUGGGGUGCGUUCUCUGGUGUCUUAGUUACUUUCCUCUUGUGAAGAGAUACCAAGGCAACUUGUUUCGAGACAGGGUUUCUCUGUGUAGCACUGGCUGUCCUUGAACUCACGAGGCUGGAGAAUCUGGUUGAGUGCUGGGAUUAAAGUGUCCACUAUUUCUUUGUUUUGUGUCGAUGUACCUUGACGGAUGUAUUCGCCUAGCUUUCUUGUUUUUCUUCUGUAUUAAAAGUCUGGUGCCUGCUUGGAAAAAUUACAUUAAGAUACACAGUCAAGGGCUGGCGAGAUGGCUCAGUGGGUAAGAGCACCCGACUGCUCUUCCGAAGGUCCAGAGUUCAAAUCCCAGCAACCACAUGGUGGCUCACAACCAUCCCCAACAAGAUCUGACUCCCUCUUCUAGAGUGUCUGAAGACAGCUACAGUGUACUUACAUAUAAUCAAUAAAUAAAUCUUUAAAAAAAAAAAAAAAAAAAAAAAAA